This is a messenger RNA of Musa acuminata subsp. malaccensis (wild Malaysian banana), 1811 nucleotides long. Its product is annotated as glycosyltransferase BC10. Gene Ontology annotation, molecular function: glycosyltransferase activity. The record is from RefSeq and is a predicted model, not a curated record. Gene Ontology annotation, cellular component: membrane. Lineage: Eukaryota; Viridiplantae; Streptophyta; Magnoliopsida; Zingiberales; Musaceae.
ACUCGGGUAGCGAAACGGAGGCGAUUGCCAGAGACCCGAGUCCACUAAGUCCGCCUCUCUCUCCCCAUUAUUAGUUCCUAGUGCGUCCUCUGACCCAUGAAUCUGUUGCGUUGGAUCGAUCUGACAACUUCGGGGCAAAGGCAAGAUUUGCUGCUGGGAAGAUAGUUUCUGUUGCUCCCAAGGGAGUCUCCAAUUAUAGUGAGAGAAAGGGAGAAGAAAGACGUGGGAUGAGAUGAAACCGAGGCCUCAGGCAGAUCAAGAGGAGGUGGAUUACUUCCCCACGACGCCGAGGAAGGACCAGUCGAUCAGAUGGCUGGUGAAGCUCGUGACGUUUCUAGUCGUGUUCAUGGCCGGCGUCGUGCUGGGCUUGUCGGUAUCAGCACACUACACUCGGCACUACAACUCGCGGACCGAGCUCUUCUUCCCGAGGGCAACUUACGCGGGGAACUGCGACAAAGAGAGUUUGAGCAUCAAGAGGUUCGUGCAGCCAACCUGUUCGAUGCAUGGCAUGAGUGACGACGAGCUCUUCUGGAGGGCGACGGUGGUGCCAAUAAUGGCGGAGUAUCCGUUUGAGAGGGUGCCGAAGGUGGCAUUCUUGUUCAUGACGAAGGGACCUCUGCCUUUUGUGCCGCUCUGGGACAGGUUUUUCAAAGGCCACAGAGGGCUGUACUCCAUUUACGUGCACACGCUUCCAGAUUACAAGCUCAGUGUCCCUGAGACUUCUGCUUUCUAUGGCAGGCAGAUCCCGAGCCAGGAGGUCUCAUGGGGAUCAAUAACACUUUUAGAUGCUGAGAAGCGACUUCUGGCGAAUGCCUUGUUGGAUUUCUCCAACGAGCGCUUUGUUUUGCUCUCUGAGAGUUGCAUUCCAGUAUAUAGUUUCCCUACCGUCUAUGAAUACCUCGUGAAUUCUGCCCACAGCUUUGUUGACUCCUACGACAAAGACAUACAACAGGCCCGCGGUCGCUAUAACUGGCGCAUGAGUCCCAAGAUCAAGCUGUCCCAGUGGAGGAAAGGUUCAGAGUGGUUUGAGCUCAACCGUGGAUUGGCCAUCGAUAUAGUUGCAGAGCACACGUACUACUCCCUUUUCAGGAAGUACUGCAAGCCUUCCUGCUACCCCGACGAGCACUAUAUUCCAACUUAUCUGAACAUGUUCCAUGGGUCUCUGAAUGCGAACCGGAGUGUGACUUGGGUUGAUUGGUCCAGGGGAGGAUCUCAUCCGGCACGGUAUGGUGCUGCAAACAUCACCGUGGAGUUCAUCCAAUCCAUCAGAAACAAUGGCACCUCCUGCAUGUACAACUCAAGGUCGACAUCUGUUUGCUUCCUCUUUGCAAGGAAGUUUGCUCCGAGUGCCUUGGCCCCCUUGCUCAACGUUUCUUCAACAGUUAUGGGAUUCUGAAGUCAUGCCAUCUACUCCGCAAUCUGUAGAAGUGAUCAGUGUUACUCCAAGGCAACUUCUCCUCCAAGGGCUGGGAUCGAGGUGGCUCAUGGAAGAGCUUUACUGGCUGUUGGUUCUAAGAAUUGCUUUACUGGCUGUCUCCCCCCAACUACCCCUCAAUCUCUGGUGAUGAUCUGUGUUACUUCAAGGCGAUUCUUCUCGGAGGAUGGAAGGGUAUUACUGGUAGAAGGUUUGCAGACCAAGAUAUGAUCAUUCUUCCAACUCUCUUAGUUACUUACAUAAAGAUAACGAAAGGGACCUGCAGUGCCAUUCAAGGUUUUGUAUGGAAGAUUUUAGUCUAUUUGUUUAUACACGGAGUUGUUAGUGUCAACUCAUUACACACUUCAUUAUAAGUGCAAGUGGGAUUCAAACUCUA